Molecule: messenger RNA, 3638 nt
Organism: Cololabis saira (Pacific saury)
Lineage: Eukaryota; Metazoa; Chordata; Actinopteri; Beloniformes; Belonidae
Gene: six5
Product: SIX homeobox 5
Exons: 3
Coding region: 46-2898 (950 amino acids)
Biological process (GO): regulation of transcription by RNA polymerase II
Cellular component (GO): transcription regulator complex; nucleus
Molecular function (GO): DNA-binding transcription factor activity, RNA polymerase II-specific; RNA polymerase II cis-regulatory region sequence-specific DNA binding
Source: RefSeq, a predicted model, not a curated record
AGGGGAGGAGGAACUAGUAGUGGAAAAAAAAAAGUUAAAGUGAAAAUGGCUUCCUUUUCUUUAGAGUCUACAGAGCAGUCUGACAACAGUCCAGAGGAGCCAUCAUCGGCAGCUGAGUCCAAGCAAGACAGAGAUCCGUCCCAGCAGGUUUCGGAAGAGUUACUCCAAAGUUUCCAAAAGUCUGCGCUGAGCUUCUCCACUGAGCAGGUCUCGUGUCUGUGCGAGGCCCUUCUGCAGGCGGGCAAUGUGGAUCGCCUGUGGAGAUUUCUCUCCACCGUUCCUCCUUCGUCCGAGCUGCUACGUGGCAACGAGACCCUGCUGAAGGCCCGGGCUCUGGUGGCCUUCCACCGGGAGGAGUUCAAGGAGCUGUACGGCAUCCUGGAGAGCCACGACUUCCAGCCGUGCAACCACGGCUUCCUGCAGGACCUGUACCUGAGAGCCCGCUACAGGGAGGCGGAGCGGUCCCGGGGCCGCAGCCUGGGCGCCGUGGACAAGUACCGGCUCAGGAAGAAGUUCCCCCUGCCCAAGACCAUCUGGGACGGGGAGGAGACCGUGUACUGCUUCAAGGAGAAGUCCCGCAAUGCCCUGAAAGAGUGCUACAAGAGCAACAGGUAUCCCACCCCGGACGAGAAGAAGAACCUGGCCAAAGUGACCGGGCUGUCCCUCACGCAGGUCAGCAACUGGUUCAAGAACCGCAGGCAGAGGGACAGGACGCCGUCCGGGACGCACAGCAAGAGUGAGUCUGACGGGAACCACAGUACAGAGGAUGAGGCGAGUGCGAUGGAUGACAUCGCUGACAAACCAGAGGAGGCCGCCAGCGCCCCUUCCAUCAUCUCCGUCUCUGCAGUCCCUUGUAACACAGGAAGCCAGCUCAUCCUCAACGGGUCCAGUGGUUUCCUUGCAGCAUCCCAGCCAUUGCUCCUCAAUGGAAAUUCGCUGAUCUCCAGUGCCGGUGCUGGCGUCAUAAUUAACGGUCUAAGCUUGAGUGACUGUCAGACAGUCACACUGAGUCCGGUUGCGACCAACUCUUCUUUAAUCCUGAACGGAGCUCAAGUAAUAACCAAAUCUGGCAUUGGUGUGCAGCACCCGCAGCAAGCUGUUCCUUUGGCAGAACCGCAGGUCUCACACGUGGAGAACAAGCCAGUUAUUUUGAGCACUAACGCCAUGCAAGCCUCAAACCCUCCAGCCAUAAUUUCUCCUGUUCUGCAACCCAAAACGGAGAGCGGAAAUGAAAUGGAUUUCAUCAGUGUCUCUAAAUCAGAAGGCAGCAGCCAGACAACAUCGCCUUCUUCUUUGUCUUUAUCCCCUACUUCUCCAACUCUACCCUCCCCAACCAGUCUCCCUUCACUUGUCCUAACACAGAACCCCCAGCAACAAGAGUCCCUGACACUUCCAGCCUCUCUGUCAUGCUCAGGCAUGGUCAUUUCCAGCUCUGCCGUGUCCCUCCCCAGUCAGCAUGGCGCGUAUGUUGUCAGUGCCACUUUUGGCUCCCAGUUCAACCCCUCUAGUUCUGUGGUUUCCUCCAGCAACUCCACUUCUCAGGUCAUCUCGUUGCCCCAGGUUGUUCCCUCCAUCCAGGGCACGCCAGUAUCCCACCUGGUCCAGCAUUCUUCAGGAGUCCAGGCGUCCCAGUGUCCUCAGCUGGUCCCAGUAUCUCCGCUCGCCUCCCCGGCUCCUCAGUUCCAAGCUCUGAACGCAGGAAACAGGGCUGCACAUCAGCAGCAAGAUGUUUCCAGUACCCUGUCUGAAUGUGCCAGAACCAUAGUUUCAAUCUCACAACUUGGUAACAGUCACUUCCCGCAGCAAUUGGCGCACCAGCUGGGAGAACAAACUUCGAACUCUACGCCCAGCAAAAUCCAGGGUUCCCAGAUUAUUUCCAUAUCCUCCCCAACACAAGUUGUUCCAGUCCCUCAGGGCAAAGGAAACACGGCUGCACAGCUGGUCCCGCUCUCCAUGCCUCAGCUGGUCCCAGUCUCCUCCAUCCAGACUUCCACCAACAUUUCUUUACCCCAAGUUGUUCCUCCCAGCCCUUCUCUGUCCAUCCCCUCUGCUGGGGUACCUUUGCAAAUUCUGACUUCGGCAACUGGUGGGGUCACGCAGGGCCCUCUCAGGAUAAACCAGGUGAGACCCCUUCAGAGCGUCACCCCAACCAGCGUGGCCCCGACAAUGCAGCUCCUAAACCCAGGAAUCAUUCAGCUGCCCUCUGCUCCUCAAGGUAACCUCCUCCUCGGUGGAAGCCCCUACCUGAGUGUCCAACAGGGGAAGCUGAUCCUGACCAUCCCAGCGGGCAUUCAGCUCACCAGUCUGCCCCUGAAACCGGUUCCAGAUGCUACACCCAUCUCUGCAAAUGGUUUGAGUCCAGCUCUCAACCCUUCCACCAUUACAUUGGCCUCUCAGCCUCAAGCCACCUCAUGCUCAACCUCCAGUGGCCUCACUACAUCUCCCUUGAAUUUCAUCAACUCGUCUCCGACGUAUUGUGCUCCAGAGACCGCUAUCGCCACCAGCCAGACGCUCGCCAUUCCCACCACUCACACCUUGGACCAGUCCGUCACCGCCACAACGCCAAGCACGCUCACCCCGGAGAGCCUGCUCACCCUCAGUCCCAUGUACAGUGGGCUGACACCAAACAUCCAGCUGUCCCAGCCAGCGUGGAGCCCCGUGCCGCUCUCCACAUCGGCCAGCCUGACUCUGUUCGACGUUCGCAGCAAAGGGGAUCUGCCAGUAGACCCAGCUUUGUUAGGCUUACCUGGCGGAGAGUCGCUACUCCUGGCAAGUCCAUCGCCGGAGCAAGACGAAGGAGCCGGCUCACCGCUGGGGAACCCAGAGGAGAUGGAAGGGGACUCUAAGAUCCUCACCCAGCUCCAGUCUGUCCCUGUGGAUGAGGAGUUAGGCUUGUAGUGUCUUUAAGAAGUGGACUGGAGAACAUUUACACCAGACUUUGCUAUCUCUUUUAACCACCUGACACAUUGUCUGCUAUCUACUUUCUUUCUAAAGCCUUUAUGGUCCUAGUGGGCAUCUUUGAGAAAAGUCCUCUGGACCUCUAUUUCGCAGGAAUAAGCAGGGUUACGUGAGGUAUUCACCUGCUACGUCAAUACAACAUGAUUUCUCUGGGUUUUUAAAGGGAGAAUUUUACAUCUCUUAGGUUUUCUUGUCUUUUUUUUUAAAACAUGAUUCACAAGAAUAAAACAGAAGCACAAACCUGAAUUUGCCAGCUUGGCAAAUGUACAGGUUUCAGUGUUUUUUGUAACUUUGAGUUCUGAUAACCAAAGUCCCUUUUAUUACAUCUAGAGGUUUUGCUGGCAAAGGAAGUAGCACUACGUACACUAGUGCACCUGCUAAAGAGGACACAUCUGAAAACAGUUGUGGCAGGACACAAGAUACUCCAGAAUGUCUUUAUUCAUACUCUUAUCUGAAUAUGUUAUCUGACCAACACUCCAAGAAUGCAGUGAAGAUUAUAUUCAACACAAGAACAACAGGCCUCAGCUUUAAGGGCAACACAACAAUAUUUUAUAACAAGCUGUAAGUGCUACUAAGGUCUAUCUUGAAGCAUUUAGACUGACUUUAUUUAAAUGUAACUGAUUAAUGACUUUCUGCAGUUUUCAAGCAAGCAUGCUGCCCUCCAAUGAUUUAAAAAAAAA